AGAUGUACGCGUCCCCAAGCACACUUAUUUUAAGGCCACAAAACAAAAAGAGAAUACAUAAAUUUCAUUGCACCUAAUACAGUACGAAUAAUCACAUACCCUUUGAAAAGAAGAAGCUCAUCAGUGAUGAUACAAGAAAGACAACAAGGUGGGGGUGCACCCCAUGGCGUUCUUCUUGCAGUGGUGGUAGUAAUCGUGGUCAUAGUGCCCUUUCUCGUUGGGGAUCAAGGGGAGGCCAUUACCGAAGCUAUAUCGGAGCUCCUAAGCCCGUUGGGUCUUCUCCUUCUACCCAUCAUUCUUCUCCUCACCAUACAGUUCCUUUCCUCCGAUCGUGGCUCUUUCAUCUCCACCCUUUUUUCCACCGGCGAACCCGACACCAUCCACCGGGUCAGCGGGUCGCCCUUCGGCGUUGCCCUCUUCCUCAUCCUCAUUCUCUUCCUCUUGUACAACCGGGUCUCCAUCUUCGGCGGCGAUGAUUCCGAUGAAUGAAACGAGGAGUGCUUUGUUUAAUUUUUGUGGAUCUGCCUUUCACUUUUGUUUUGUACACGCUCGCACGCACGCUGGCUAUUGUAUAUGUAGAUGUAUGUAUGUACCUAUUCUUUUUUAAUUGCAUGUAUUGACAUGGAAUUGUGGGGAAUGGUAAUAACAAAUUCAUGAGAAUAGAAGGUUGAAGUUGAAUUGCUUUAUUUUUUUUGCCUUUUUAGUUUCAAGUACCAAACAAUAC
Abrus precatorius (Indian licorice) is the source of this 724-nucleotide messenger RNA. RefSeq lists its product as uncharacterized. The transcript has a single exon. Bases 127 to 489 code for a protein of 120 amino acids. Lineage: Eukaryota; Viridiplantae; Streptophyta; Magnoliopsida; Fabales; Fabaceae. The record is from RefSeq and is a predicted model, not a curated record.